Aedes albopictus (Asian tiger mosquito) is the source of this 3564-nucleotide messenger RNA. Its product is annotated as ubiquitin-conjugating enzyme E2Q-like protein 1. The record is from RefSeq and is a predicted model, not a curated record. The transcript is spliced from 8 exons. Bases 1827 to 2702 code for a protein of 291 amino acids. Lineage: Eukaryota; Metazoa; Arthropoda; Insecta; Diptera; Culicidae.
AUUAGCGAUCAGAAAGGUGCCCCGUCCAAACUGCAGACACUGGUGUACUCAGCAGUUUUCACGCCGGCCGUCAGCUGCUUUCGCCGGUAGCCUACAGAAACAGAACAUCGAAGAAACCCCCGCAACGAGUGCAAUAAUACCGACUCACACCUCCUUCCAACACAAGUGCGACUCCGCCGGCGAAGCUAAACAGCUCUCUAGUCGACUAUAGUCGUAAUGAAAAAAGUGAGCUCCACCAGUCGUGGAGAAUAAGUUUGUUGAUAGUUUUUUUUCCCCUCCGCGCAGGUUUUCUAGUACCCCCACAGUGCACAGUGUAGUUGUCUUCGUUGAAGGUCUGUUUUGAUUGUUGUUUGUGAGCUUACGUGCAGUAGCAGCAGUAGCAGCAGAAGAAGAAACCCGGCUUCAGCAGUGUUGUUCAAAGUGGAAGUAGUGAAACGCAUUCGGAAGACUACCACUGACUGGACAAACAACGAGAAGUAAGCGACGGCUUGAAGGAAAAAGUGUUCAAACGGAAGCCGAUAAGGACAACAACGGAGGAAGACACGUGCGACUGAGGUGGAUUGCACGGUUGAACGAUCCAGCGUUAAGCACAACUACCUUGAGAAUCAUAAUAACGGAAGCUGUCCGAACGGAACGGAUCUGGUCCAAGGAAAAAAGGUCCACGCGCUCCAGCGAUUUCCUACGAAUCUCGGCGGAGGUAGCUCAGCUUUAGUAGCGCCAUCAGCUCCAGUCUCGGGUAUAAAAUCAAAUAAAAGCAAGCGAAACUUUUCCCUAUUGAAGCGCAAGUAGGAGGUAUGCACAAUCUCUGCCACGGCCACUCCACCUGCUGAUCGCGACGGCGACUGUCUUAAAUUUCAAACGACCACCACCACCGGCUCCGGUGGAAAAGUUUCGCAGCACAAAUCUGAGUGCUGUUGGUCUGGUGUAUCAAAAGUACCUUGGACGCAGUAGCAGCAGCAGCAGAAGUCCACGCCGCACAGACAGAAGCAAAACGAGGGAAAAAAUCGAAUCGAGGUGCUAAUACACCGCCAGACAGACGGACACUGUACAUACCAUACACACCAUCAUCAUUAUUGGAACCAACCAAACGGUCGAAGCUCUCGAGCACGUGCAAUCACUCAGUGAGCUUAUUAUACCCCACAAUAUCGAGAGGCCGCCCGCCCUAUUCCAAGCAUUCCGUGAACACACGUGGUGCUCUUGAAAAAAAAAAAGAAAAUAGAAAAUCAACAUAAAGGACCAAACAAGCGGAAGCCCACCGAUCGUAAAUCGAACAGCCGUGCCGUGCUCUUUUGGCUCCUCAAGAGGAAGUGCAAAUCCUCACCCACCACACUGCCACACUUGUGAAGGAAAAGCGACGACGGACAGGACUGCGAUGCCGGUCGAAUCACAGCGGAACCAAAUGGAGAAGCAAUAAACACCCGGGGAAAGUCUUUACAACGGAAGCACACCUGCAAAAGGAGCAGCAGCCGCAGUAGCAGAUGGUGCUCGGUAAAUCGCCCGAAGAAACAGCAACCGCAACCGGAAGGAGCAGCGACGAUAAAAAUAAAAGGAAACACGUCGUCGGGCGCCGGAAAAGAGUAAACGAAUUUGUUUAAGUGGGCACUUUCGUUAACCGUUUGUUCCGAGGGUAGUGCUACCAUACAGACAUCUGGCGCAAUCAACCAGGGGUGCGUACGGUGGUGGUAGGUAGCAGACCAAAAAUACGAACCAUCGAGCUAGCAAACAGUCAACAUCAUCAAUUCGAGCCAUCCAUCUUCAUCUCGAUUCCGUCGAGAGGUGAACUGAACUCUGUAGGUGCAAUCAUAAGCAUAGGUAGGCGCAGCAGCAUGUCGUCCCGGUCGAAAGAUAAGGUAACGGCAGCGAUUAGGAAAUUUUUCAAAUCUCCCGACAAGAAGGAGAAAAACCAACAGAAGGAGAAUGGUGCGAGUGGCGGAGGCGGUGCUGGUAGCGGAGGGGAUGCCCAGGGCAGCGGGUCCGGAGCGGAAGGUCAACAUCAUUCCAUGCUGCAUCCCCAUCCGGUAACGUUGGCGGUGGCGGGAGCGAUCGUACCCAGCGGGAGCAGCAGUAGUAGUAACAAUAGCAGUAGUAAAGGUAGCACCGAUAGUCCCCUCCGGCGGUUACGAUGUGCCGUCGCUCCUAGUAACAAUAGCUUAGUAAACGUUCCUGUACCAAAGCCUUUGGACACCACAAUCCGAUCCAGACGACUGAUGAAAGAACUCAAGGAGAUCGAACGGAUACAACACUCGCGGUCCGAUCCCUAUUUCACCGUCGAACUCGUGAACGACAACCUAUACGAGUGGCACGCCCGCCUCUACCGGGUGGAUCCGGACUCUCCGCUGGCGGAGGAUCUCACCGAACUGAACAUCCCCUUCAUCCUGCUGCAUCUGGUAUUUCCGGAUAACUUCCCGUUCGCCCCACCGUUCAUGCGCGUCGUCGAGCCACGCAUCGAGAAAGGCUUCGUCAUGGAGGGCGGUGCCAUCUGCAUGGAGCUGCUUACGCCACGGGGUUGGGCCAGUGCCUACACGGUCGAGGCGGUCCUCAUGCAGUUCGCUGCCAGUUUGGUCAAGGGACAGGGCCGCGUCUCGAGGAAACCGAAGGCGUCCAAAGAGUUUAGCAGGAGAACGGCCGAGGAAGCCUUCCGGUCGCUAGUCAAAACGCACGAAAAGUACGGCUGGGUGACGCCCGCCAUGAACGACGGUUAAAUUUUAAACCAACAAAGGUGCUCGAAAGCAGAGAUCCGACAAAAAUAGCUCAAUCGAACUCAAUAAAACUGGAACGUAAAAUACAAAACUUCAUCGCCCACGAGCGGAAUAUGUGAAUUGAAACUGUAGACUUUUAAGUGUGUGUUUGUGUACUCAGAACUCGCCAAUUUCGCGGAAGUUUGAUGACUACGUAUCGGAAAAUUUAUUUUGAUUUUUCUAUAUAUUCUUAUUUUUUGGAAGCCGAAACUUUUUCUUAGGUCUUAAGCCAGACGAAUACAUGCAUCUGAAUCUUGAUGAUGAUGGAAACAAAUGAUCUCGUCGUAACGUUCCGACCCAACCUUAAACAAAAAACACAAAACUCACAAAUGUUGUUCAAAAUUUCCCACGGCAACGAACGGCCACAACAUGGUGGUUCGGAAAGUAUGAAGGUUAUUGAAUGAAUCCCUCACCUUGAUUAGAUUCCUAAUUUGAACAUAGUUCCGGGCUGUUUUAUAUUAAGAUCCACACUCACUACACAAGUACAGUGUCUAAACCCAUGGGCCAUCAUUAUGUGCAACAUUCAGUGUAGUAUUAGCUAUGAAACCAGCUUUUCAUCUCAUCCCUUAAGGCAAGGCAAGAUAAUGAUGAGCAAAAUUGUUAGAUAUUGAAUUACAACCGAUGGGAUGUGCGAUAGAUUAUAUAUAAGAAUCCAAUAGAGAAUUGAACGUGUUAUUUAGUAUCGGAUAAAUCGAAAAGGGCAAGAAAAAAAACUAUCCCAAUGCUUGUUUGGUCGUCAGGAAAUUUAAACAGAAACCAGAAAGGUAUGUACUUUAAAUUAGUGUAGAAUAAUGAACAAAUGAUAAAACUAAGAUCAAAAACGUCA